Molecule: messenger RNA, 2139 nt
Organism: Cordyceps fumosorosea ARSEF 2679
Lineage: Eukaryota; Fungi; Ascomycota; Sordariomycetes; Hypocreales; Cordycipitaceae
Product: t-SNARE
Exons: 5
Coding region: 1-2139 (712 amino acids)
Biological process (GO): P-body assembly; vesicle-mediated transport; intracellular protein transport
Cellular component (GO): P-body; membrane
Molecular function (GO): mRNA binding
Source: RefSeq, a predicted model, not a curated record
AUGUCGAACCCUCUUGAUAGCGACGCCGGCUCCGAGCUCUUUAACUCAUAUGAGGCAGAGCUCAAACUCGUCCAGGCCGACCUGUCGCAGAAGAUGGACCAGAUCCCUGAGCUAUCGGGCGAGCCGCGCAAGGCCGCCAUCAGCCAAGCCGAGCGUGCGCUCGAAGAAGCCGACGAGCUGCUCGGCCAGAUGCGCCUCGAAAAGUCUAACAUCCCCACCUCGUCCCGCGGCAAGGUCAACCAGCGCUUCCGCAACUACGAGUCCGACAUCGACGCCGGCCGCCGCAAGCUCGCCGACCUGUCCUCGGACCGCGCCGCCCUCUUCGGCGCCCGCUACACCGACGACCCCGCGGGCCCCUCGGACAUUCACCUCGAGCAGCGCCAGCAGCUGCUCUCCGGCACCGACCGCCUCGACCGCAGCACCCAGCGCCUCAAGGCCAGUCAGGCCCUCGCCAACGAGACCGAGGAUAUUGGCGCCGGCACCCUCGCCGACCUGCACCGCCAGCGCGAGACCAUCCAGCACACCCACGACCGGCUCAUGGAGAGCGAGGGCUACGUCGACCGCAGCGUCAAGACUCUGAGGGGCAUGGCCCGUAGGAUGGCUACCAACAGGAUAAUCACAAUCUCCAUCAUUACUGUUCUGGUCCUCUUGAUUGUGCUCGUCAUCUUUAGCAAGUUUAGCUACGUCGGCACGUUGCACGAGAUCAACUCAGAAGAGUCCACAGUCUCCCUCGAAAAUGUUCGAUCGUUCGGCACAGAGGGUCGCAAAGGCAGACCCGAGGCGGAGAUUGCCCCAUCUGACCAGGUUUACGAAUAUAUUGUAUUCCGCGGCAGCGAUGUAAAGGACCUCCGCAUCGAGGAGCACCCUGGCAUCAAGGAGAACAAGCCGCCUUCCGUCCCCGACGACCCAGCCAUCCUUGGUGCUCGUCCUCGUGGUGCACCUGGUGGAAACCAGAACAUGCCGCCCCGCCCCCCCCCUACGGGACCGCAGGGACAACAAUUCCCUCCCAACCCCAAUUUCCAGGCCGGUCCUCGUCCUCCAGGCCCAUGGAGUCGUGAUGGCCCUGGCCCUAUGCCCAAUCCUGCAUUUGGCAAUAUGCCAUAUUCUUACCCUCCUCCCCCGGGCUGGUUCCCUGGCCAAGGUUUCCCUCCUGGCGGUCCUCCCGGUGGUCCUCCCGGCGGCCCUCCUGGCGGCCCCGGUGCGCCUGGCCCUUGGCAAAAUCAGCCUUUCCCUCCAGGCGGCCCCCAGCCCGGCCCUGGCCCUCAAGGCCCUCCUCAGGCCCUCAAGCCUGAGCCGAAGGCUGCUGAGGCGCCCGCUAGUCAGGAUUCGAAGACGGCCCCUACGCCCCCGGUAGAAUCGAAGCCGUCGACUGCAGCUGUCAAAGCCGCCGCCUCGAACCUCGGCGCCAACGGAGCGCCUGCCCCCAACCAAAGAAGCAACAAGGUCAAUCCUGUGAUUCCUCUGACCGGAGCCGGGGCUAAGCCCUUUUCCUUGCCCAAUGUUGAACAGCGCUCAGCUCAGCCUGCCCCUGCUCCGACAGUGGCGCCAAAUAGCGUUCAAGACGCCACCAGCGCUGCUCGAGCCGCCGUUGCCGUCGCCAUGGCCCAACUUGGCAAUGGUGCAGGUAACGCGAUGGAUAACCUGACCAACAAGGUUAACGAAAUGAAAAUUAACGCUGGGCGCGCGCCCACCGCUCCUCGCGGUCGUGGCCGUGGUGGUAGAGUCACAGCCGUGGCGACCAAGGUGGAAGUUCCAGCGUCUGACUUUGACUUCGCGGAGGCAAACAAGAAGUUCAACAAGGACGAAAUCAAGUCGCCCGGCGAAGAAGCCGAAGGUGCCGAGGUCGAGGAAGCCGCCGGCACCGACGCUGCCGCCCCUGUAUACAACAAGUCUACGUCCUUCUUCGACAAUAUCUCUAGUGAAGCAAAGGACAGAGCUGCCAACAACGGCCAGAAGCCUGGAGGUCGUGAGUGGCGUGGCGAGGAGCAGCGCAAGAACAUGGAGACCUUUGGGCAAGGCAGUGUUGACGGUGGGUACCGCAACUACCGUGGUCGUGGUCGCGGACGUGGUGGUCGAGGCCGUGGUGGUCGUGGUCGUGGAGGCCGGCCUCAGCAUCAGGUAACUGGCGGCGACCUAUAG